AUUUUACCUACAUUUACUAGAGUUGAAUUAUAAUUUACAAUACAACCUAAGUGCCAUAUUAUAUGAAAUGAGUCUAUUAAAGUAGGUUAGGUUAGUAACUCCAUUAAAAACUAAAUAUUCCAGUACAAUUAUCGAAGUACCCAUUAAUUAAGUGCAAUUUCGUGUAUUUCUGUGAUAAUAUUAAUGAACGCUUUUAUAUUUUGAUAAAAUUUAUUACUACGGUCGAGAAUAGAAAGAAAAUUAAGGAUAUUGAGAUAUAAUCAAUUGUGAACAAGGUCGUGUUGAACGAUGAUAGAGACGCCCUUAUUUGUCGCUAUGGAGACCCCGAAAACCAAAAAUCCCCGAGUCGAGUAAAGUUCUAUUGCCGUAGUUUCACGCUACAGAUCAACGAAUUACAAUCAUCAAAUUAAACGCAUAAAAGUCUAAUACGACUCUAUUAAUACAUAGACCAACGCCGAAUAAUUAGAUUAAGUUUUCAGAAUAUUAAAAUAUUCAAAAUCUUAGAAAAAUGAGUGAGGUCAUCAAAUGCAUCCACAAUAUUGUCCCAACUACUGCUGAAGAUAAACAAGUUGUCAUUGAAUUUUUAAGAAAAUUUUUCUUCAGAGAUGAACCUCUUAUUUUGGGUAUAAAUAUGCUGGAAGAUGUUGAUUCUUUAGCAAAACUCGAAAACUACUGUUUUAAUUUUGUGGACAAUGGUUUGGCGUUUAAAGCUGUAUCUCCUGAUGGAGAUUUAAUAGGCGUCGUUCUAAAUAAUCUGACGUGCAGAGUAGACGGUGAAAAAAAUAACAAAAUCGAAGAAGACACAAAAGGUUACACCAAGUUUAAUGAUAUUACGGCAUUUUUGGAUAAAGUCGAGCGAGAAGCAGAUGUGUUUAAAAAAUAUCCAAACGUAGAUCGUGUAAUGGACAUAAAAAUAAUUUCUGUAGAUGAAUCAUUUAGAGGCCAAGGAGUAUGCAAAGCUCUAAUUGAUAAAACAAUAGAGUUAGCGUUGGAAAAUGAAUGUCCAAUGGUUUAUGUCGAGUGCAGCAGUUAUUUUUCGGCUAAAGCAGCAGAGAGGCUUGGUUUCGAGUGCAUAUAUACCUUGUAUUUUCGAGACUAUUUGGAUGAAAAUGGUGAAGUCAUUUUUAAAACUCCUCCUCCUCACGAUUCUUCAAAGGUGUUCGUAUUACAUUUGUAAGAAUAAUAUCACAGCAAAUUCACACAUAGAUAAACAUAUUCAGUUGUAUCCCAAUAAUUAAUAAAUGGUAUAAAAUACCUAGUUGAAGCUUUUCAUGUAUACUUUCUGGCAUUUGAAAAAAAAUUAUGUAACAUAUAAUAUAUGGUAUAUUGCUGUAUACUUAAAUCCAAAAUAUUUAUCUAUUUAUGAGACUAUUAUUAUAACCAUUAUUGUAUUGUUUAUAUACAAUAACCUAUAUUCUUUGUUUAAUUAUAAUAUAUUAUGUGUACUAAAUAGAAUGCUUAACUUUUGUCCUUUAUAGUAUAAUAUAUGAGCUCUUAUUAUAUAGUACAUAUAAUAAAUAUAGAUACCUAAGUCUAUACAAUAUAAUAUUAUAUACCUUUUCAUAUCUUAAUAUGUUUAAAAUACUUAUGUUUAGUCCUUCCUGAAUCGACUAAAUUCUAAUACCUUUGAAUAAUUUCAAAUACAAUAGCUACAUGCAUUAUAUAUAAUAAAACAUAAAUAAAUGAAAAUCAUAUUACUGCUUAUAUAAAAAUGUGUAUACCUGUACUGUAUAAUCAAAAUAUUACCUUAAUACAAUAUAAAAAAUAAAAACUGCGUUGUAUGAACUAUUUCAUUUUUUAACG
Molecule: messenger RNA, 1803 nt
Organism: Acyrthosiphon pisum (pea aphid)
Lineage: Eukaryota; Metazoa; Arthropoda; Insecta; Hemiptera; Aphididae
Gene: AANAT2
Product: arylalkylamine N-acetyltransferase-like
Exons: 4
Coding region: 509-1177 (222 amino acids)
Molecular function (GO): N-acetyltransferase activity
Source: RefSeq, a predicted model, not a curated record